Messenger RNA from Laetiporus sulphureus 93-53, 1621 nucleotides. Its product is annotated as RNA-binding domain-containing protein. The record is from RefSeq and is a predicted model, not a curated record. Gene Ontology annotation, biological process: regulation of gene expression. Bases 86 to 1399 code for a protein of 437 amino acids. NCBI's taxonomy places the organism in Eukaryota, Fungi, Basidiomycota, Agaricomycetes, Polyporales, Laetiporaceae. Gene Ontology annotation, cellular component: nucleoplasm. Gene Ontology annotation, molecular function: RNA binding. The transcript is spliced from 4 exons.
UAUCAUAUCCUAGUCGCUACUCAGCUAGCCACAGAUAUGGCCUUGACUUCGUAUUGCCCAAGCCAUACGAUCCUCAUGAUACUGUAUGCAUUAUACGGUUGCACUCUGUCUAGCUCUAUAUGCUCUACGGUCCUGUCUACCUCGCUUAUCGACUAUACCUGGAUACCUUCUCUGUUGUUACUCAAACACUAAUGUCCUUUUUACGACCAUCCGUGCUACUCUACCGACAUACCCGCCGUACCUUGUUCGCUACCUCCCUAUCAUACGCGGCUCUGAAUGCAAUAUUCGCAAUCUCUCUCUGCAUGCGACGUCUAUCUCGUCACACAGCAAGCUCUUCGUCGGCGGCCUGAGCUGGGAUACCACAGAUGAGGGCUUAAGAAAGUACUUCGCCGAGUUCGGCGAAGUAGAAGACUGUACAAUCUUACGCGACCAUGAUGGCCGAUCCCGAGGAUUCGCCUUUCUCACCUUCAAAGAUCCGAGCUCCGUCAACGCUGUGAUGGUGCGGGAGCAUGUCCUCGAUGGCAAAGCUAUUGAUCCAAAGCGUGCGAUCCCAAGGGAGGAGCAUCUCCGGAACACGCGCUACUUUGUCGGUGGCCUCUCACACGCGACGACCUCCGAAUCUAUGCGAGCAUUCUUCUCCACAUACGGUAAAGUCGUCGACUCGAGCGUAAUGGUCGACCGUGAGACAGGGCGCUCGAAAGGCUUUGGGUUCGUGACGUUCGAAGAUGCCAGCAAUACGGACCAGUUGGUCGGGCGCUCAGAUCUCAUUCUUGACGACAAGCAGAUCGAAGUGAAGGUGGCUCAGCCCCGCAGCCAGCGCGACGCGACGCGAACCAGCCGCACGACACGAGAUUCGAGCUACGAAGCGUCCGUCAAUGCCAACAUGAGCUUCGGAGCCGUACAGCCCGCCGUCAACCCACAGCAGAUGCAGAUGCUCUACCAGCGGAUGAUGGGCCAACUCCCGAUGAUGGGCAUGGGCAUGAACGCGAUGGGCAUGGGCAUGCCGGGAUUCGGCACGGGCGGUGCGGGAAUGACAGGCAUGAUGCCCAUGGGCGGGAUGACCACCCAGAUGGCCGACUUCAGCGGGAUGGCUGGAGGUAUGGGCGGCAACAUGGGUGCGGCGAUGGGCCGCGGUAUGGGCAUGGCGGGAAACAUGGGCGGUGGGAUGGCCGGGGGCAUGCGCAUGGGAAUGGGUCCCAUGGGUAUGAGCCCCUCGAACAUGGGUAUGAUGCGGCCCGGCAUGGGCAUGAUGGGUGGUGGGAUGAUGAGGCCGGCUAUGGGUAUGAUGGGCGGUAUGGGUCAGAUGGGGCGAGGUCGUGGAGGUGCCAUGGUCAAUGCCGGUGCGGGCCCACAGCGAACUACGGCGAGGCAGCAUGGGUUCCAUCCAUACGCCCGGUAGGAAGGCUUGCAUUCGAGGUUGGUUUGCGCGGGCUUCUCUUGAGACGUGCUCGUUAUUGUUGUAUUUAGUCUAUUCACAACUACCUAGUAUAUUUCGACACAGUUUUUAUGGUAUACGCAGUUCCAGACAAACCAAUAAGUUAGCGGCUACGAUAACACUGAGGAUAUAAUACAUGUAUGCUUUAGAACGUCCGCAACGAGAUCUGUGGCUUGGGUGCCUCGA